Messenger RNA from Pieris brassicae (large cabbage white), 1377 nucleotides. RefSeq names its product metallophosphoesterase 1-like (gene PGAP5). The record is from RefSeq and is a predicted model, not a curated record. The coding region runs from base 237 to 1319 and encodes 360 amino acids. NCBI's taxonomy places the organism in Eukaryota, Metazoa, Arthropoda, Insecta, Lepidoptera, Pieridae. Gene Ontology annotation, biological process: GPI anchor biosynthetic process. Gene Ontology annotation, molecular function: hydrolase activity. The transcript has 7 exons.
UAUAUUUCUGAGAUUUUGUAUUCUGUUUUGAACUUUGUUAUCAAUGAUAACUGAUAACUAAUCAAAUAGAUACCUCUUUCUAAGUUUUUGGUUCACAGUUCACACUUCGCAGUAAAUACUAUUAGUAUAAUAUUAUGUAUACUAUAUAAAAGAAAAAUUACUGCCGGGUUUUCAAACUUUAGUGGCUGUAUGCGUUCAAUUAGGUUUAAGGUCGUAAAUGAGUUUCACACGAAAAAAUGCGAAGAGUUACUAAAAAGUUAUUGAAUUUAAUUGUUGGCUUGGCGUUGAUUGGAUUAUAUUGCGAAUUUGUUAUAUAUUAUAUAGUUAUCGCUCAGUGUAGUUGGCCAACGUUAACAAAUACUAGUAAUAAGGAAGUUCUUAAGGCAUUCAUAUUGGCAGAUACACAUUUAUUAGGGCCUUUCAGAGGGCACUGGCUAGAUAAGCUAAGACGAGAAUGGCAAAUGCAUCAGGCAUUUCAAGCAGUUAUUAAUAUACAUAGGCCUGAUGUUGUAUUUGUAUUGGGAGACCUGUUUGAUGAAGGUGAAUGGACUAAUGACCAACAAUUUAAUGAAUAUGUGGAUCGCUUCUAUAGUCUCUUUGCAUUACCAAAAGAUAUUAAAAUGUAUAUGGCAGUUGGGAACCAUGAUAUUGGUUUCCAUAAUAGGAUCAGAAGAAAGGCCUUACAAAGAUUUACUGACCGUUUAAAAUCUCCUUUGGUGCAACAUGUGGUAUUGAAAAAUAAUCACAUUAUUGUCAUAAACUCUAUGGCAAUGGAGGGUGAUUCCUGUAAUAUGUGCACCGAAGCUCGAAGACAGAUAUCACUUAUAUCCAAUAAACUUAUGAAAUGUUCCAAAAAUGUUGAAAAUUGUGAAAAUAACAACUAUAAUUACUCCCAACCUAUUCUUAUGCAGCACUUUCCACUAUACCGAAAAUCUGAUGCCAUAUGUACAGAACCAGAUGCACCUCCUUUGCCAGAACGAAAUAAAUUGUUUCGUUUAAAAAUAGAUGCCUUAUCAAAAGAAGCAACCGAGUACCUCAUUAGUAAAAUACAACCUAGAGCAGUAUUUGGUGGUCACACACAUCAUGGAUGUUUGGUGAAACAUUCUUAUAAAAGUAAUGAAUUUUUGGAAUAUUCAGUACCCUCUUUCUCAUGGAGGAACAGGCCUGAUCCUAAGUUUAUGUUGGUUUCCAUAACCAACGAUGAGUAUUCUGUUAAUAAAUGUGGUCUUCCAAAAGAAGCAACUUUGAUAAGUUCUGCUGUGAUAAUGUCAUUAUUAUUAUUCUUUUAUGUAUUUACUAUAAGGAAAAUAGGUGCAUAAUUUAAAGAUUGUAAUUAAAUUUCAUGUUAUAUUUUGGUAAUAAAUAUGUUGACAAGAU